This is a messenger RNA of Xyrauchen texanus (razorback sucker), 2005 nucleotides long. RefSeq names its product alpha-internexin-like. The transcript is spliced from 3 exons. Bases 1 to 1431 code for a protein of 476 amino acids. Gene Ontology annotation, biological process: intermediate filament organization. Gene Ontology annotation, cellular component: cytoplasm; postsynaptic intermediate filament cytoskeleton; intermediate filament. Gene Ontology annotation, molecular function: structural constituent of postsynaptic intermediate filament cytoskeleton. NCBI's taxonomy places the organism in Eukaryota, Metazoa, Chordata, Actinopteri, Cypriniformes, Catostomidae. The record is from RefSeq and is a predicted model, not a curated record.
AUGAGCUACGGGUCAGACCAAUACAUGUCCUCAUCCUAUAGAAAGAUAUUCGGGGAAUCCCCUCGCCUUGCCAGUUCCUCUUCUAGAAUGAGCAAUGCCUCUUCACGGAGUUCCAUGUCUUCCAGCGGCUUCAGGUCUCUCUCUCUUACCCGUAGCAGCGCAUCUCCUGCGGGCUAUUACAAGAGAUCGGCCCGCUCAUCUUCCUUCUCACCGGUCCAUUUCGACAGUGUGGAUUUCUCACAAACAUCUGUGUUAAACAACGAAUUUAAAAUCAUUCGGACCAAUGAAAAGGAACAACUGCAGGGUCUGAAUGACCGUUUCGCUACGUUCAUUGAGAAAGUGCGCAAUCUGGAGCAGCAGAAUAAAGUGCUGGAGACCGAACUGGUGACUCUGCGCCAGCGGCAGAACGAGCCGUCCAGACUCGCGGAUCUCUACCAGCAAGAGAUCAGAGAUCUGCGCGCCCAGCUGGACGAGGCGAAUAGUGAAAGGGCUCAUGUUCUCAUCGAGCGAGACGGUAUCGAGGAAGACCUGCAGAAACUUCGAGGUAAUUUUGAGGACGAGAUCCGAGCGCGAGAAGAGGCUGAGCAGACUCUCAGAACCUACAAGAAGGACGUGGAUGAUGCCACGAUGGUGCGCGUAGACCUGGAGAGAAGAGUCGAGUCCCUCUUGGACGAAAUUAAUUUUCUGAGAAAAGUACACGACGAAGAGGUGGCGGAGUUGACGAAUAUGAUCCAGGCUGCCCAGAUAUCUGUGGAAGUGGAGAUGUCUAAGCCUGAUCUCACCUCAGCCCUCAAAGAGAUCCGUGGGCAAUACGAAACGCUUGCAUCUAAAAAUCUGCAGUCUGCUGAAGAAUGGUACAAAUCAAAGUUUGCCAGUCUGAAUGAACAAGCCACUAAAACCAACGAGGUCAUGAGAGCCACAAAAGAAGAGAUCAAUGAUUACAGGAGACAACUACAGUCUAAAACCAUCGAAAUCGAAACCUUGCGAGGCACAAACGAGUCACUUGAACGGCAGAUCCGUGAGAUGGAAGAUGCACACAAUGCCGAGGUCGCAGGUUAUCAGGAAACAAUUGGGCAGCUGGACCUUGAACUUAGGAAUACUAAGAGUGAAAUGGCUCGUCACCUUAGAGAGUACCAGGACCUUUUGAAUGUCAAGAUGGCAUUAGACAUUGAAAUUGCAGCAUACAGAAAGCUGCUGGAGGGUGAAGAAACCCACUUCAGUUCUGGGGUGACUUUCUCCAGCACACCCAGCAUCAGCUAUGGGUAUCAGAGUCGCCCCACUUUCACCUCAACCCGCAAUCCCAAAAAAGAGAAAGAGGAGGAGGGGCAAACAAAAUCUAAAGCAGCAGCCAAGCGGGAUGAGAACAUUGAGGAGACCACUGCUAAGAAGGCGGCAGAAAAGAGUGAUGUUGUUGAUGUUAAUUCAAAAUAAAAUAUUGAAAUGUGACAAAUUAUGAGGAUUAAAGCUAUUCUAGUUAACAGUCUUAUCACUCUUUAGUGCAACUGCUAUUACUACACCAUUGCUCGAUAACAGUUUAAAUGUUUGGCACAGUAAAAACUGCCACUAGGUUUUCAAGGAAUUUAGCACUUUUCAUAUAUUGUUACUGUGACACAGUGUUUUAAAAUCAUAUCUACAGUGUGUUGGUUUAACACACCAUAACUUAGGCCUCAAAUAGCCUGUGUAUUUCUUAAAUGUUGUAGUUUCAGACAUAGUAUCUAUAAACCUGUUAAUGAUUUUAGGACCAAAUCCAUAGACCUUAUAAUAUGGAGGGAUGACCAAGAUAGAGCCACAUUUGAUGUUGAUUCAGUGAUUUUAGAUACAUCUGUAUGUUUAUCAGACAGCACUAUGGCAUAUAAGGGACCAAACCACUGCAUCUUACAUCAACUCUACCACAUGUAUGCCUUAAACACACCAACAGCAGUAAUUAAAAUGUUAUGUUUGUUUAGUCUGUUUUCAUUCAUAAAUCACUCUUUGCAACAUCACUGAACUCUGUCCCAAAUCAAUA